AUGUCCUACCUGGAUGCCGCCCAAUCAAGUCGGGUCAGCCAGGCAUAUCGGACCCUUGGCUUGGUACCCAUCAGUUCUCAAUACCACUCGGGUGCAAGAACAUUUACAGCACAUCGACGCAAGAUUGCCAUCCAGGAUGAAAAGCUGGCAUUAUCACGAGAAGACGUAGUGAAAGACCCGCGAACAAAUACCGAAGAGUCGUUUCCGUUCAUGGAACUGCCCGCAGAAAUCAGAGUCCGAAUCUAUCAAUACGCUCUAGUACGACCACGAAGAUUGCAUCUCGAGGUCGCACGGACACCAGCUCUGGCUUGCGUAUCCAAGCAAAUCAGACGGGAAUGUCUUCCAACCUUCCUGCGGGUAAACAGCUUCCAAGCUUCAUACACAAGAGGCCUAGACAGAACCUUUGGCCUGAGUUUCGCAGACGAAACCCUGGCAUGGUUGCAAACACUAUCCUUCACAGCAAGACUGAUUCAAGACCUCAGAAUCACAUUUCAAGGAGAUCUCGGACAGGGGGGCCACAGAUCGAUUGUCUUCCAAAUUCUCGCCACCGCAAAGGAGACCUGGGUCAAUCACUUCAAUCGCUGGUGUCCGUUUUGUAUAGACGGCUACCAUGGCUCCUAUUACCAUCUUCCGCACCCAAACUACGAUCACCCAUGUCUGAAAACCAACCCGCUGAAGCUCAAAGGCAUGCACGAUGAAUUCGUGGCUGCUGUGGAGCGUACCUACUUUAAGCUUUCGGACGACUGGGGCAGAGGCGGUCUCUCCAUUUGCGAAGUCAUUGAUCUGGCGAAGGCGGCGGAUGAGAUAAAACAGAACCCGGAUGUGUUUAUACCGUUUUGCUUUUCGAUACAAAAGUUGAUCGAGCAUACGGACAAGAUUGCAAAGUGGGCGGGUGUGUAUAGUGAUUAUCUGGCAUCGCAAAGGGCGCAAGAGGCUUUGCUCGAGGCUGAUGGGCUUGAAGAAGAAGAGUUUGCUCUGCAAUGA
Messenger RNA from Aureobasidium uvarum, 984 nucleotides. The record is from the annotation of a GenBank genome assembly. NCBI's taxonomy places the organism in Eukaryota, Fungi, Ascomycota, Dothideomycetes, Dothideales, Saccotheciaceae.